Molecule: messenger RNA, 852 nt
Organism: Urocitellus parryii (Arctic ground squirrel)
Lineage: Eukaryota; Metazoa; Chordata; Mammalia; Rodentia; Sciuridae
Product: putative vomeronasal receptor-like protein 4
Biological process (GO): G protein-coupled receptor signaling pathway
Cellular component (GO): membrane
Molecular function (GO): pheromone receptor activity
Source: RefSeq, a predicted model, not a curated record
AUGGUUGUGAACCUCGUCAAGGGGAUAAUCGUCGUCUUCCCAACAGGGCUUGGGCCUGUGGGGAACAUCUUUGUUCUUGUGCAUUAUGUAUGCAUUUUUCAAGGCAGUGAGAAGAAACCUAUACACCUUAUUCUCAUCCAUUUGGCCUUCACCAAUAUUAUAACCCUUUUCUCCAGGGGAAUGCCAAGGACAGUAGCAGCUUUUGCUUUGAUGAAUUUUCUUUAUGAUGUUGGCUGUAAGAUACUGGGUUACCUGGAAAGAGUGGCCCGGGGCCUGUCCAUCUGCACCACCAGUCUCCUCACAGUGGUCCAGGCCAUCACCAUCAGUCCCAGAGCCUCCAGGUGGGGGAGACUAAAACCCAGGUCUGCAUGGCACGUCCUUCCCCUGUUCCUCUUCUUUUGGAUGCUCAAUUCCUUGAUAAGCAUGAACUUACUAUUUUACAUCAAAAAUAUCAGCAACAUGAACACAUCAGAAAUUAUUAGAAGUGACAACGACUGUUACUUUCAACCUCACAACUGGAUAAUCAGAUGGAUUUUUAUUGUUCUCAUGGUCCUUCGAGAUGCUGUGUUCCAGGGUGCCAUGGGCUGGGCCAGUGGCCACAUGGUGUCCCUCCUCCACAAGCACCACCAGCAGGUGCUCUACCUUCAGACCUCCAAGCUCCUCCACAGAACACCCCCUGAGGUGAAAGCCUCUCAAAGUUUUCUUCUCUUAAUGCUCUGCUUUCUCUUCUUUUAUUGGACAGAUUGCUUUAUGACUUUACAUCUAAAUUUCUCCGUACACAAGGAUUCCAUAACAGAAAUUACUCAAGAAACUCUGACUCUUGGUUAUGCAAUGUCAGUCCCUUUGUGCUAA